AUGUCAUCAUGGUCAUACACUGAUAUGAAGAAACACACCGACAUCGGUGACUCAUUCUGGAGUUUUGGAAAAGAGCAGGACUUCAAGCCUCACAUUAGACACAUUGAGCCUGUUCUUACUGAAUGUGAUCUUGACUGGAAAUCCCAUUUGCGCUGGAUACCUGAACCUCGAUACAGCGAUGCCCCAUUUCCACACAUCAAAGACAUAAAGUUUCCAGAUGAAAGGAAACUGAUGAGAUCCUUUCCACAGGCUAAUAUGAUGUCUGAAUCCGAGUGGAGCUUUUAUCCAAACUUUGGACAGCCCAAGACCUAUCACACUGGAAAGAGAUGUUUUAUGGAUGGCAUUAAUCAUACGAGAAGCAUGAGAUGCAUUUCAGAAAAUUCCCUGGAAUCAUCCAUAGGGAGGAAAAAGCAGGGCAAAUGCAGCAUCUACCCAUUAAAAAAGGUCAGGACAUUUCUAGUUCCUGAGUACAGCCCUGGCUUUCACAAAUAUGAAUCAACACUACGCAGGACCACUUUUGGGUCUGGAUCUUUUGCCACAUUUAAAUCAUUUAUUCACCUAAAACCCCUACCAAAAGACAUCAGUCCACCGUAUGCAGAGAAACGUAAAAGUCGUUUGCGAGAGGAGGACAUUCUUGAAGUCCAGAGUCUGAGCAGUUGGAGGCCAGCACCAGACAUCUAUGACAGGACCGUCUUGCAGGACACCUAAUUUGGAAGGUGUUGAAACCAUGCUUACAUAUAUUUAUUGUUCUUAUGUGUUGUUAUUGUUAGUGUUUUCUCUUUAGUUAGACACAUUACAGUUUUAUCGAAGUAACAUAAGUACUUUCCAUUGAGUAUAUCUUACAAUAUUUAGGUAUGGUUUAGCGCUAGUUUCACAUUGGAAAGGACUGAAGCAUUAUUUGACAUAUUAGUUAGGGGUCCAUCAACUAGAUUUUCCUUAAUUUCCUGACAAAGACAAAUGAAAGUCUUUUCACUUGCCAAAAUUUAAUCACAGAAUAGAAUAGGGAGCAGUAGUUGUGUUGGCAUGUAGCUUUUUAAUAGUUAAUAAAAGAUAAACACAAUGUCUUUCACAUUCUUGUUUUAUGAUAAUCAGAAUUGAGUAUAUGGAUCCUUCAUACUCUGUAUGAUAUAUUAUAGGCGAAAGUUUUAUUGUCAUUUUAUUGUCAUUAUAAGCAAAAGUUUUGUUUUCAUUUUUGCACUGAACCAUAUUUUACAGUGGGUGUAUUUUCUUUUGUAAUAAUGUUUUCUAUGGUCGUUUUGUUGCAUAUUCAUUGUCCAUUCGGUUCAUACAGGCAGAUGAAUAAUACCCAUGAGCUUAUCAACACUGCACAGCCUGUAUGUUGUCAUUGAUGUGCAGCAAGACUGUCUCUGACCUCACACAGCAGCACACUUUAAUAAUAUACCUUGACUUGAAUCACAGUUAUGCAGUAGAGAUAGAUGAUAUUGUUUCAGUCUAAUAAUG
Molecule: messenger RNA, 1461 nt
Organism: Ctenopharyngodon idella (grass carp)
Lineage: Eukaryota; Metazoa; Chordata; Actinopteri; Cypriniformes; Xenocyprididae
Product: spermatogenesis-associated serine-rich protein 1
Exons: 6
Coding region: 1-708 (235 amino acids)
Source: RefSeq, a predicted model, not a curated record